AUGAUCUUUGUGAAAUAUGUUGACAUCAUGAUACGGGGUAUGAUGCCCUUCACCAAAUGUGGCCCCCGACAGAAGCCUCACUUCUCGAGUGAAGGAGAACAGCUUGCUGCAUUUCGCACCCAGGAUGGACAGGCGUAUGUGGUCGACGCUUACUGCCCUCACCUCGGUGCUAACCUUGCUAUGGGUGGUCGUGUCAUGGGCAAUUGCAUUGAAUGUCCAUUUCAUGGAUGGCAGUUUCGAGGCAAAGACGGAAAAUGCACCAGCAUCCCAUAUGCUGAAAAAGUGCCAGACUUUGCAAAGGUUCGGACCUGGCCCUCCUGCGAAGUGAACGGGAUGCUGCUGAUCUGGUACCACUGUGACGGAGUCAAUCCGUCAUGGGCUGUGCCCGAGCAGCGGGAGAUCACCAUGAAAGAGUGGGUGUUUCGUGGGCAAACAGAGCAUUUCAUCAAGGCACACAUCCAGGAAAUCCCUGAGAAUGCAGCUGACGCAGCCCAUCUGACUUUUCUCCAUGGACCAGCUAUUCUGAGUGGAACUGAUCUGAGAUAUACCAAGUCCAAGCUGUGGGAUUUUAUGAAGCAUGUCUGGAAGGCUGAAUGGCAGCCCGAGCCAGAGCCCAACAAGCACUGCUCCCAGUUGCUGCUUAAACACAGUGCAACUGUGUUUGGGAAACACUUCUCCUUGCUGGAUUUGACUGUUUCAGCCAGACAGGUUGGGCCAGGACUGGUUUUCCUGAUCUUUGAGCAUGCUUUCCUGGGCCAUGGGAUCAUUUUGCAGACUGUGACUCCCAUGGAGCCUCUCCUGCAGAACGUUGUCCACAAAAUCUACUACCAGAAGAACAUGCCAGCCAUAAUCCCCAAGUUCAUCCUGAAAGCAGAGUGCAUACAGUUUGAACGCGAUAUAACCAUUUGGAAUAACAAGCAGUAUCUCCCUAAGCCCCUCCUCGUAAAAGAAGACUCCACCAUCCAAAAGCACAGACGCUGGUACGCUCAAUUCUACAGCGAGAAAAGCAUGAAGUUCACGGUGCAGGAGGGCCUGGACUGGUGAGGCCCUUGCUCCCUCUGCCGAAGGUGGCCAAAAGCUGUCAGGUGGCUCCUGCCCACCUGGGCUGGAGGGCAGCAGUGUUGGGCAGGCCUGAUUAAUAUAAUAAAUUCAGGCACCAGCAUAGGGAGGAGAGCUUGAGCCCUGGAGGUCCCCUCCGUGCUCAGGUCAUCAAAGCUCAAAGGGUGCUUGCUUUUAUAUCAUCUGCACUGUAGUGUGUGAAUCGAGUGUGAACAUAAGAUAGACAGACCUCCCUCUAAAAUGUCCCUAUCUCUCACUGCUGCCAUCCCUUCAAGUAAUCAUAUGAAAUUCUUUUCACAUGGCCUUCUCUUACCUGAAGCUUCCCUUCCUAGCAAGGCCUGCUGUUGCUUCUGCACCAUCACCUUGGCUGGGGCAGGGUUCCGCUCUCUAGAGAAGCCUUGGCCAGUCUCUACACGGCAGUCAGAGGUGUGACUGUAAGGCCUGCAGACGUAUGCCUUCUUCCUUCUCUCCGGCAGCAGUCAGGGGUUUUAAUUGCCUGCCAUGCAAGGAAGACAUGCCCUUACCAUACCCAUGGGCUUCCUAGGGCCUACUGAGCUCUGCAUGAAUGAAUUCCUCAUGCAGCUAUUACACCUAGCUGGGAAGUAGGGAGACUAUGCCAAUGAUAAAACAAGACCAAGUCUCUUAGAGAAGUUUUGUGAGUCAUGGAUGUGAAUAAGAUCCUGCUUUAAUAUAACCUGGAUUCCAGCAAUACCAUGGGUAUGCAGUUGGUUGUAAAAAUUUGUGUCUCAUGGUAAGACCACUGGUAUCACUUACUGUUGCUGCGAUCAAAAAUUAAGUUAAUGCAUGACAACUAGGCUGCAAAUCUGGCUAAAACUGUUCUAGAUUCUCUUGUGCUUUGUGCGUAAGUGCUCUGUAUUGAAGGGUGAAAUUCUGCCCUGUUGCACAGCCUUAAAGAAACCUGAAUUCUCUAUGGAAAGAGUCUGCCUUGUAUUUGCAAGACUCAGACUGUCUCAAAGUUACUUUAUGCCAAGAGCUAGAAAAACUGAAUGCUCAAAUCAAGGAGUUUUCCAAAUAGGCUUGUUGCUGCUGCUGUUGUGCACACGGUGCCGAUGGGGCAGGACAGUGCUUGCUUGUGCCUUGUGAAUUUUGCACGUUACUGAGGCUUCUGUUUCCUUGCUCAACAUUAACCCAUAAAGCAGGAGCCAGCAUGAGGAACAUGCCACUGCAGACCUCUGCCAGUGCACCGUCCUUCUCAAACCCUUGCAGCACCCUGGAUAACUGUGCCAAGCCUCCUCCUGCUAGUCAUGCUUUUGCC
Messenger RNA from Struthio camelus australis, 2335 nucleotides. Lineage: Eukaryota; Metazoa; Chordata; Aves; Struthioniformes; Struthionidae. The record is from RefSeq and is a predicted model, not a curated record.